AUGUAUAAUAUUUAUGUCAGAUAUAAUGAUAAUUUUGGAUUGGAAGAUGCAGAACAUCUUUUCUUUUUAACGUUAAAAGAAGGAUUUGAAGGACAAAUGACUGAAAAUUCUAUUGAAAUUGGAAUUAUUGGUGGUGAUACAACAGGAUUUAUGGGAGGCAAGGAAGAACCAUUAUUUAGAAAAUUGUCUCCUUCAGAA
Molecule: messenger RNA, 198 nt
Organism: Entrophospora sp. SA101
Lineage: Eukaryota; Fungi; Glomeromycota; Glomeromycetes; Entrophosporales; Entrophosporaceae
Source: the annotation of a GenBank genome assembly